Molecule: messenger RNA, 2139 nt
Organism: Hermetia illucens (black soldier fly)
Lineage: Eukaryota; Metazoa; Arthropoda; Insecta; Diptera; Stratiomyidae
Gene: IntS9
Product: integrator complex subunit 9
Exons: 7
Coding region: 142-2112 (656 amino acids)
Biological process (GO): snRNA processing
Cellular component (GO): integrator complex
Source: RefSeq, a predicted model, not a curated record
AUUGAUCAGCUGUUCAACCAGCAGACGUCAAGACGAUUGACAAUUGGCAUCAAAACAAACUGUUGGAGCUAAGUUGGUUGUUCUGCGUAUGCCUGUCGCAAAUAAGCGUGCAAUUUCGAGCGCUUUGAAUAGAUUCACAAAAUGAAAUUGUAUUGUCUGAGCGGAGAUCCUGCCAAGCCAUGCUACGUGAUCAGCUUCAAAGAGCUCCUCAUCAUGCUGGACUGUGGCCUUACUGCACAAAGUGUUCUGAACUUCCUGCCCUUGCCUUUGGUACAAAGUUCGAAAUUAGCGAAUUUCGUGAAUUGGAUACCGAGCCGAGAUCAUGACCCGCAAAUGGACGGCGAACUAAAGGAGUGCUGUGGAAGGAUUUUUAUUGACUCUGCGCCUGAAUUUUGCCCGCCUGUGGACAAAGUCAUUGAUUUCAGUGAAAUUGAUGUCAUUUUGAUAUCAAAUUAUCUGAACAUGCUCGCGUUGCCAUAUAUUACUGAAGGAACAGGCUUCAACGGGACAGUUUACGCUACGGAGCCGACGUUGCAAAUCGGUCGUUUUUUCUUGGAAGAAUUGGUGGAAUAUAUUGAAGCUGCCCCGAAGGCAAAUCUUGCCAGCCAAUGGAAGGACAUGACCCACUUGCUGCCCCCUCCACUAUGUGAUUUGUUCAAACCGAAAAGCUGGCGUCAUAUAUUUUCAGCAGCAGAUGUACAAAACAGUUUGGCCAGAGUUAAAAUCGCUGGAUACGAUGAGAAAUUGGAUAUUUUUGGAGCUCUUCAAGUGACGCCCGUGAGUUCCGGAUUUUGUCUAGGUUCAAGCAAUUGGGUGCUAAGUACAGGCCAUGAAAAAAUUGCAUAUGUUAGCGGCUCAUCGACGCUAACUACACAUCCGCGACCAAUUAACCAGUCAGCCCUUAAACAUGCAGACGUUGUAAUUAUGGCAGGGCUCACACAAGCACCGCAUGUUAAUCCAGAUACAAUGCUUGGUGAACUCUGUAUGAAUGUUGCUGUAACUCUCAGAAAUGGUGGAUCGGUUCUGAUACCUUGCUACCCAUCAGGGGUUGUUUAUGAUCUUUUUGAAUGCUUAUCCAAAAACUUAGAUAACGCCGGGUUAUCUCUAAUUCCGAUGUUCUUCAUUUCACCGGUAGCAGAUAGUUCACUUGCCUAUUCAAAUAUUCUGGCAGAGUGGUUGAGCUCAGGAAAGCAAAAUAAAGUUUAUAUACCAGACGAUCCAUUCCCGCAUGCAUAUUUGGUGAAAAAUGCAAGGUUGAAACAUUAUAAGCGAAUUUAUUCGGAAGGAUUCAGUACAGAUUUUCGACAGCCAUGUGUGGUAUUCUGUGGACAUCCAAGUCUACGAUUUGGGGAUGCAGUUCACUUCAUAGAACUGUGGGGAAAUAACCCACAACAUACUAUAAUUUUCACUGAACCCGACUUUCCGUAUCUCCAAGCACUUGCUCCUUUUCAACCACUAGCGAUGAAAGCUAUUUAUUGCCCAAUUGAAACAUCUUUAAAUUUCCAACAAGCAAAUAAAUUGAUAAAGGAACUAAAACCGAAUGUGCUUGUGAUACCUGAGAGCUAUACACAGCCACCUUCAAUGGCACCACACAAGGCUGAUUUGGUCAUUGAUCAGAUGCAGGACAGACAAGUGAUCACCUUCAAAAAUGGCGAAGUUAUAAAACUUCCAUUGAAGCGAAAACGGAAUCGUGUCUACCUGAGUUCUGAAUUGGCGCAGUCAUUGGUUCCAAAAGAGAUAUCUCCUGGCACAACGUUGUCGACGGUCACGGGCUUGCUGCAAGUCAAAGAUAACUUACAUGAUAUUCAGGUAUUCGACGAGUCCACAAGCGAUUCGAAAGCUAACGUUCCAUCUUGUGAGCAUGUGCUCAAGAAGACCAAAUACGAAUGGGGUACGCUUGAUGUUGAUAUGUUUAUGAAGCUGCUGGUUCAGGACGGUAUAACAAACUUAAAAACAAAACAAGGAAGCGAUGGAUCGCUUUCCAUUUAUAUACCCAAUGAAAAAACUACGAUUCGUAUUGAUGAUAAGAACACACAUAUCAGUUGCGGAGGGAAACAAAGUUUACGACUAAAAUUGCGAGACUUUCUAAUGAAAUGCAUUCAGACAUUUUAGAUGGAAAUAUAUAAUUUUUCAGAUAUA